Molecule: messenger RNA, 342 nt
Organism: Diaporthe citri
Lineage: Eukaryota; Fungi; Ascomycota; Sordariomycetes; Diaporthales; Diaporthaceae
Exons: 2
Coding region: 1-342 (113 amino acids)
Source: RefSeq, a predicted model, not a curated record
AUGCAAAUCGCCACCUUCACUAGCAUCCUGGCCCUCGCGGUCUCUGCCAGCGCCACCACCGUCUACGGCACGCUCCAGAUGUGGUACGACGCAAAUGCCACCUGCACGCAGGACACGAUCCUCUACCCAGAGGGCCAAAGCCUCGCAUUGGGCACUCUCGACUCCUGUGACGCGGUCACUCCCGGCGUCGAAGGUGCUGAGUUCCAACUGUUCGAAGGCAUCCCUCUCACUCCCCUGUUCGGCUUCCAACUAUACUCCGAUGCUGAAUGCAAGGAGCUGGUGACGGACGAGUCGCAAAAGUGUGUCACGGGCGUCAAGUCAUACAAGAUUGUGCGCCUGUAA